This is a messenger RNA of Trichomonas vaginalis G3, 2550 nucleotides long. RefSeq names its product surface antigen family. The record is from RefSeq and is a predicted model, not a curated record. The transcript has a single exon. Bases 1 to 2550 code for a protein of 849 amino acids. Lineage: Eukaryota; Parabasalia; Trichomonadida; Trichomonadidae.
AUGCUUAAUGCAAGUGUUUUUAGCUGGUGCGAAAGUUUAGUUGAUCUUACAAUUCCAAGUACUUUAAAAGUUAUUGGUUCUUAUGCUUUAUCGCACACACCUUUAUUCAAUCUUUCAGUUCCUGAUACAUUUGAAGAAAUUCAGGAUUAUGGACUUGCUUCAACAAAUAUUCAUUGGAUAAAAUAUCCAUAUCAGACAAUAAUUGGACAAUAUGCUUUUGCAUAUUGUGCUCUCCAGUCAUUAGUUAUCCCAGAUGGAGCAACAUAUAUUGGUAAUUAUACAUUCGCAAACAGUUAUUUGAUAUGGGUGAAAUGUCCAGAAUCAAUAACACAGAUAAGAUCAAAUGCAUUCGAUGGAUCCAGAAUUGCACGCGUUUAUAUACCAAGUCAUGUCAUCGACAUUGGUCCAGCAAUAUUCCAAAAUUCACUAAUAAGGCAUUUCUCUCUUUUCGAAGGUUUCACAUUCAUACCUGAAGCAAUGUUUGCGUAUUCAAAUAUAUUGGAGUUCACAGUUCCAAGCACAGUAACAAGAAUUGAACGAUGGGCAUUUAGAGGAUGUAAGUUAACAACAAUUAUUAUCCCAGAAGGAAUUACACAGAUUCAAGAUGGAACAUUUAGAGAAUCUAGCUUAUAUACAAUCAAACUUGCAUCAACAAUAACGAGCAUUGAUGACUUUGCUUUCUAUAAAAGCAACUUACAAUUCAUUGAUCUUCCAUAUGGAGUAACAUUUAUUGGUGACAGAGCAUUUGGACAAACACAUAUGGGAAACAUCACACUUCCAAGUAGUAUGACAUCGAUUGGAGAAGGAGCAUUCAGAGAAUCGAAUGUAUCAAUAAUACAUCUUCCUAACACAAUAACAUCUGUUGGAAGUUAUGCUUUCUUCAACUCAUCAUUGAUAUCAUUCGAUUUGACAUCACAAAUGAGUAUAGGAUAUUAUUUGUUUUCAUGGACUCCAAUGCCUCAUAUCACACUGCCAAGUGACAGGUACAGUAUAUAUGACUAUGAAUAUGCAUAUACAAAUCUUGUUGAUUUUACCAUUCCAAGUACUGUAAGAUCAAUUGGUCAGUAUGCAUUUGCCGGAUGUUCAUUUGAUGAAAUUAGAGUUCCAGAAGGACUCGCAUCUCUUUCUUCAAAUGCAUUUCGUGAUACAUGUAUCAAACAUAUAUAUCUCCCAUCAUCAUUAAAUACAGUCAACUCUUAUUGCUUUUAUAAUGCAACAUGUCAAUUAGUCGAUUUCCAGGAUUCUGUAAAUUACAUUUAUUCUUAUUGCUUUGCUCACAGCAAAAUUCCUUCAAUUGUUAUUCCUAACUCAGUAACAUAUAUAUAUGAAUAUACAUUUGCACAUAGUAUGUUCCAAAUUAUUCAACUUUCAAAUUCAAUUACAACUAUAUCAAACAAUGUAUUUUAUAAUGCUUCUAAACUAGAAGGAAUUGAACUUCCAGAAACAUUACAAUCAAUUGGACAAUAUUGUUUCAUGUACACAACAUUUACAACAAUUACAAUACCUUCAAAGGUUCAAACAAUUCCGUAUGAAUGUUUUAAGCACACAAUGUUAGAAACAAUUUAUCUUCCAAGUGGAUUGAAGUAUAUUGAAAAUUAUGCAUUUUAUAAUUCAUCACUCAGAAAUGCAGAGAUGCCAGAAGGUCUUGUCUCUAUUGGUCAAUAUGUCUUUUAUAACACAUCUCUAACAUAUUUGAAUCUGAAAGAAAACUUCACAACAUUAAAUACAUAUGCAUUAUAUUCUAGUUGUAUUACACAAGUAACAUUUCCUCAUUCAAUCAGAAAUAUAUAUUCAUAUGCUUUUCAAAAUACAUCAAUUCCAAACAUCAUUAUUCCAGAAGGUUUAGCAUAUCUUGAAGAUUAUACAUUCUAUGAUACUGUAAUUUCAUAUAUUGAUUUGCCUUCAACUCUCACCAGAAUUGGAAGUUAUGCAUUUAAGAAUUGUUCAGUUAAAACAUUGAUUUUGAAAGAAGGAUUACAAACAAUAGAUAAUAAUGCAUUUAGUAACAGCAGUUUGACAUAUUUAUCACUUCCUUCCACAAUUCAAUCUAUUGGAGAUUAUGCAUUUUUAUACUGUCCAUUACAAACAUUAAUUUUACCUAAGAUUGCAAAUAUAACGAAAAUUGGAAAAUAUGCAUUUGCAUAUCUUGAACAGGAAAAUAUAACCAUUCCAGAUGGAACAUUAUCACUUGGAGAAGGUACAUUCAGAGGUGCAAUAACAAAAAAGUUGAUAUAUCCAAAAACUUUGAAUGAUGCAGGCAAUUGGUCAUUCACUGAUUUUAUUACUGAUAAAUUAGCACUCCCAGAUGAAUUAGGUUCUAUUGGAAAUUAUUCAUUUGCUGUUAGCCAUAUUGAUAUGAUCUCUAUUCCAAAUACAGUUCGUUAUAUCGGUGAAGGUGUUUUUAUUUCUACAAAUAUUGACAAUGUGUUAGUUCCUCUAUUUGCAUAUGCAGGAAAAAGAGCGUUUGAAGAUUGUAAAAAUGUAAAAUAUGUAAACAUGGGUCAUAAUGCAUAUAUUGGUGAUGGUCAUUCAAUAAUUGCUAUUCGAUAA